Molecule: messenger RNA, 1326 nt
Organism: Saxophila tyrrhenica
Lineage: Eukaryota; Fungi; Ascomycota; Dothideomycetes; Mycosphaerellales; Extremaceae
Exons: 1
Coding region: 1-1326 (441 amino acids)
Cellular component (GO): cytosol
Molecular function (GO): magnesium ion binding; holo-[acyl-carrier-protein] synthase activity
Source: RefSeq, a predicted model, not a curated record
AUGGCGAUCAAACCGCUGCUCUCGAUGAUCACGAAUGUGACGGAAAUCAACAAUGGAUACCCGACGCCCGCCCACUCUCCUACGCAGGGCGAGGUGACGUGCUGGAUGCUGGACACGAGGAAGCUAUGGCCGGGGGACAACAUCUUGACGGCGAAAGGCGCGGCGGAGGCAAUGUCGUUGAUCACGAUCCAGGAGCAGAAUGCCAUCCGGCAGAAGAUGUUUGUGGCGGAUGCGAGGAUGAGCUUGGGGUCCGCGUUGAUUAAGCGGGCGUUCAUCAGCCAGACGCUGGGUAUGAAGUGGAGGGAUGUGCGGAUAGCACGGAAGGGGCACGCGAAGCAUGGCAAGCCGUGUGCGGUGGACGCUGUCGGACGACCGAUCGCCGGCAUCGACUUCAACGUCUCGCACCAGGGUGGUUUGGUGGUGCUGGUCGGCUACAACGGCCGCGAGAACCACGAGUUCACGCCUUCCGGCAUGGUCUACGGCAUGAUCUCGCCUACGACCAACACGGACGACGUCACCUGCGCCGUCGACAUCGUCUGCGUCAACGAGCGCGACGACUACCGUACCAUCGACUCCGAGGGCCUGGACGGCUGGGUCGACAUCUACGACUCCCUCUUCUCCGACGAGGAGCGCUGGACCAUGAAGUACGACGUCGACUACAUCACCCUCCUCGACGGCACCACUCUGCACCGCGAGGACAUUGGGCGCCACGACCGCUGCAUCUGCCGCAACAAGGAGAUCGCGCUCACCACCCCGCAAGGCCACGAACACUGCUUCAACUCGGACAUGAUCCUGGACGCCAAGCUCCGCCGCUUCUACACUUACUUCUGCUACAAGGAAGCCUACAUCAAGCUCUCCGGCGAAGCCCUCCUCGCACCCUGGCUCAAACAGCUCGAAUUCUUCAACGUCCGCUCCCCGCGCCCCGGUACCCCCGCCCGCUGCUCCACGCACGGCAGCUGGGGCGAGGCGGUGGAAGACGUCAGCGUGCACCUGCACGGCAAGCCCGUGCAUGACGUGAAGAUGAAGAUCCAGGGCUUUGAGGAGAACUUUAUGAUCUCCGUCGCGAUGCAAGGGGAUCUGCAAGGGCUGGCGUUCCCGGCUUUCAAGUCGCUGGAUUUGGAGGCGGAUAUUUUGGCGAAUACGCCGAUCCGGCAGACGCUGGCGCCCGCGAAGGUGCUGCAUCAGCGGGUUGUGUCGGAGCCGCCGCCGUAUAUGCGGACGGGGGAGCGGUUGUUGACGAGUCCGUUGGUGCAUGUGAGGGAUGUGCCAAAUGUGAAUGAGAAUCCUUAUUUGUAUGCGCGGGAGGUGCCACUUUGCCUGAUGUGA